GAUUGGACGGGAUCCGAGGACUACGCUUCGAUGCCGACAGGCAAAGGAAAACAACUUUCGCAAAAGUUGUACUCGAUUUGUGUUCUACUUUGGUGGAGGUCCUGUUCGUCCUCUGCUUUCCUGUUUUUUACAUCACUUCUUAUGGCAAGAUGCAGCGCAUGAAAUGCAAAUGUUAAUCUGCAAGGAUUCAAACUCCUUUUGGCUCAGCAUAUAAAUUUCAUGGCGAACUCUCUGAUCGCUUCAGCAGUUUCGGUAAAAAGAAACUAGGCUCCAAAGUUUCGAAAUAUUAUACGACCUACUUAAUGUUUAUAAUUCAAUUUAACAACAUCAACUUUUCUUUAACCUCAAUUCCUAGACUGCCUUUUACAUAUUAACACACUUUUUCCUGGCAUAAAAAUCUUUUGAAUUCAGUGUCAAAAUAUAUGUAGAUAUAUCCAAAAUUAUACAUUUUUUCCAACCUCAAAAUUUACUGUAUCCUAAAUAAAACAAACAUCAUCCAUCGAAGUAGACUGUCCUGUCCUAAAUUUGUACCCAAAUACGUGUACACAUACCUAAAGAUCAGUCAACAACAUCACAUAAACACGACAAUAUCAAAAACACUCGAUUUAUUAGAUCGGGGAAAAAAAAACAUCCACAGAAAUAUACAUAACUUAGUGCUUCAAUAUGAGCGACAUAAUUGAGCGUAAAACCCUGAUGCAGGAUAAGAGGAAACUCUUGGAAAACAAAAGAAUGACCAUGGGAAUGAAGUCCAUCUGUGCUUCUGUUAUGGGAAGCAUGUUCCAAACGAAUGGGGAGACGAGAUACUCCUUCAAUUCUAUGAGUAAGCGCCACAAGGCUGACAAGGAUUACGUGGAUAGUAAUUAUAAGGAUAUAGCUGUGGAAACGUACGAGCCCAUUUACAAAACCGUUUUCGAUGAUGACAGGGACCCAGUGCGUGAGCCAAGUUUCUCACAUCACCGCAUACCACUGCAAAUUCGAUGUCUAGAGCGGUACCACAACUCAAAACUGGAGUAUGCGAAUCAGUUCAAGCGUGAGAUACAACUCCUGAUCGACAAUCAGUCAACUGCGGAAAGUGCCUGGCAAUUUGUAAGGACGAUGAGUUAUACAACACUUUGGCCACCGCUGCAUACAAGAGAAGAGCUCAAAAACUUCGAAAAGGACUUCUGCAAACUUUCUCCUGCUGAGCAGCGUCGCUAUAAUAAAAUAAUGGCUACAAAUUUUACUUAGCAUCUCGAGGCGUAACAAGUGAAAUACUAUUUUAUAAAAAAAGAAAAAAAUAAAAUUGUAAAAAAAAUA
Messenger RNA from Drosophila ficusphila, 1296 nucleotides. RefSeq lists its product as uncharacterized. The transcript is spliced from 3 exons. The coding region runs from base 664 to 1227 and encodes 187 amino acids. NCBI's taxonomy places the organism in Eukaryota, Metazoa, Arthropoda, Insecta, Diptera, Drosophilidae. The record is from RefSeq and is a predicted model, not a curated record.